Molecule: messenger RNA, 857 nt
Organism: Camelina sativa (false flax)
Lineage: Eukaryota; Viridiplantae; Streptophyta; Magnoliopsida; Brassicales; Brassicaceae
Source: RefSeq, a predicted model, not a curated record
AUAUGACGACGAGCAUGGAAAAAUACAAGAAUUUAUCAGAUUUUCUCAAGAGAUUCUACAUUCCUUCGUACGUUCUCUCACCUGAUGAAGCCGAGCCUUUGGUGCAACCUAGUAGUAGUACUCCACCGGAGAGCCCGAUCCUCGUAUUCAUCAACUCCAAAAGCGGAGGUCAACUAGGAGCUGAACUCAUCCUUACCUACCGCACUCUGCUCAACGAUAAGCAGGUUUUUGAUCUAGAGGCAGAGACUCCGGAUAAGGUGCUGCAGAGAAUUUAUCUUAAUCUAGAGAGGCUAAAGGACGAUGGUUUCGCUUGCAAGAUUCGAGACAAGUUGAAAAUAAUCGUUGCAGGGGGAGAUGGAACAGCUGGUUGGCUCCUUGGAGUUGUCUCUGAUCUUAAAUUAUCUAAUCCACCACCAGUUGCUACGGUUCCUUUGGGUACAGGAAACAACCUUCCAUUUGCAUUUGGAUGGGGUAAGAAAAAUCCUGGAACAGGUAGGUCUUCCGUGGAGUCCUUUUUGGAUCAAGUGAUCAACGCAAAAGAGAUGAAGAUAGACAAUUGGCACGUACUUGUGAGGAUGAAGGCACCGGAAAAAGGCUCUUGUAAUCCUAUGCCACCUCUUGAGCUACCGCAUGCAUUUCAUAGUGUUUUACCAUCAGAUCAAGAAUAUAUGGAAGGUUACCAAACAUUUCGUGGGGGAUUCUGGAAUUACUUUAGCCUUGGAAUGGAUGCUCAAGUAUCUCAUGAAUUUCAUUCCCAGAGAAAACGUCACCCAGAAAAGUUUAAAAACCAGCUGGCUAAUCAGGUUUACAUACCCUUUUUUUUUUUUUAACCUUGUCUUGAUCAAGUGAUGUGGCUC